AUGCGAUCGUCGAUUAAAUUUAUUUUUGUUUUGUUUUUUUGUUUGUCAUUCGGAACGUAUUCGCUGAAAAUCAUUGAGACGAGCUUCGGUAAAUUGCGUGGAAUCACUGAUUAUUCAGAUCAAAACAAUCGCAAACAUAUUUUCAAGAGUGUUCCGUUUGCUCAACCGCCAGUCGGAAAACUUCGAUUCGAAAUACCUCAGAGUCCGAAGAAGUGGAAAGGUGUACGUGAUGCUUCAAAGUAUAGUCCAGCAUGUGCAAUUGAUGGCACGAUUACCUCUUAUCACCCCGAAAAAAUAAGUGAAGAUUGCCUCUAUUUGAACAUUUUCACCAGCGAAAAAUGUUUAAAUCAAUCAUGUCCGGUUAUCGUUUAUUUCCACGGCGGCGCAUUUUCGAGCGAUUCGGCUGUGAUGUUUCCGGACGAAUUCAUUCUUGAGAGAUAUGUUGGACAAGGCGUCGUGUUCGUGAUACCUGCAAUGAGAUUGGGAGUUUUCGGAUUAUUCAAUUUGGACAAUGAAUCGGAAACGCCGAAAAAUCUGCUUGUUCAUGAUUGUGUGUCCGCUUUGAAAUAUGUUCACAGUGAAAUUCGCAAUUUUGGCGGAGAUCCCAAAAAAGUCACCAUUAUGGGUCAUUCUUCCGGUGCAAUUUUGACUCAAGAAUUAGGAUUAUCAAUGAAAAUUGAUCCUGAAAUGAAGCUAUUCCAACAAGCAAUUUCGUUGAGCGGCUAUUUGGCACCGGCAGAAGAGCAGACGAUUAGCACAUAUUCUCUGGAAAUCACUGAUCGACUUGGGUGCUAUUCAAUUGGAUCAAGACUUUCGGUUAUAAAAGAAUGCAUGAAGCUGAUUAGUACGGAGGAUUUACUGAAAGCGCAAAAAGAUAUGCAAAGAGAAGGACGGAAAUUCAAUACAAUUUCGCUAGGAGAACCAUUUGCGGAUGAGACGAAAACUCGACGAGAAAAUUUGGAAAAAGUUCCGCCAAGAAGAAUAAUGAUCGGAUCAACGGAAUACGAAUUCGGAAGGUUUGACGCAAAGGAAUCGAUGGAUCAUUUCGCGGAUAUUGAGAAUCCUGAAGAAGUCACCCAAAAAUACAUCGAAGAUGUAAAAAAUAAUAAAACGCAAGCUGUUCAUUUAAGCAAUGUUCGAAUAUUUCUCUCUGCGAUAAUGUCAUCCACAGCCGUCACCAAUUCUGGAGGAGAAGCAUAUAUUUAUGAAACGAGACAAAAACCAUUUUCGGGUCACAUUUCGGACAUGAUAUAUUUUAUCGGAAUUCAUGGACGAAACAUGACGGAUGACGAGAAAUUGGUGGAUUCGGUAUUCACCAAGAUGCUUGUUAAUUUCACCAAAAUGGAAGCACCAUUAUCAAAUUUUGAACCAUUCGAUCCGUCUAGAUCAAACUUUUUGGCUCUUGAAUUCGACACAGAAAAUGGAAUAAAACCACAUAUGGAAGAUGAUUAUCACGAGGAAAUUGUCGAUUAUUGGUUCAUCAAUAUGACCCAAUUCGAUUUAGAAGUCUCAAGACAGAAGGGUCAAAAGAAGAAACUGACUACGAAGCCUACAAACUCUAUCACAACACAGACUACAACUUCCGACAGUGUGUCUGCUAAUCUUAGUUGGACGGAGACAACGAACACGAUCAUUAUCGAGGCAUCAACAAUUGGAAAAAUCAAAGAAUCAUCAGAGAGCAUCAUAUCGCAAUGGUGGUUUUAUCUUAUAAUUGUUCUUGUUAUUCUCAUUGUGAUUUGCUUAUUCUAUACUAUUAAGCAAUGCCGAAAAGACGAAGAACGUCGACCACUACUUCUCGAUUAA
Molecule: messenger RNA, 1803 nt
Organism: Caenorhabditis bovis
Lineage: Eukaryota; Metazoa; Nematoda; Chromadorea; Rhabditida; Rhabditidae
Source: the annotation of a GenBank genome assembly